This is a messenger RNA of Capsella rubella, 822 nucleotides long. Its product is annotated as xylogen-like protein 11. The record is from RefSeq and is a predicted model, not a curated record. The transcript is spliced from 2 exons. Bases 164 to 694 code for a protein of 176 amino acids. Lineage: Eukaryota; Viridiplantae; Streptophyta; Magnoliopsida; Brassicales; Brassicaceae.
UUAACUUCUAACCAUUGAAGUUAAUAUUUUAUAUACACUCCAUUUACAAAGAGACAAAGACAGAACAUAAAUAAAGACACUCUUAACUUCACUUUACACUUUCAACUUCACUUCAAUUAAUUCCCAAUUCGAAAAAAUCUCAGAUCCAAUCACAUCCCACCAGAUGCUCACCGCCAACACUACCACCGCCGUCUUCCUCCUCCUCCUCCUCGUCACUCUCUGCUCCGGUCAAACUCCACCAGCACCAGAACCCACCGCCGCCGAUGGACCUUCAUCUCCGGCGAACUGUUUAGUAUCUAUGCUAAACGUAUCUGACUGCUUCUCGUACGUUAAAAUGGGAAGUAAUGAGAUCAAACCUGAACCUUCUUGUUGCCCUGAGCUUGCUGGUAUGGUUCAAAGCUCGCCGGAGUGUGUUUGUAAUCUUCUCGGCGGUGGUGCUUCGCCGCGUUUUGGUGUUAAGCUUGAUAAGCAAAGAGCUGAACAACUCACAACAAUCUGCGGUGUGAAAGCUCCUAGUUUGUGUUCUGUUUUUGGGUUUCCGACGAUCUCUCCAGCCGGAAGUGAAGAUUCAUCAACUGCAGGGUCAGACUCAGAGAAAGAUAAGAAAAAUGGUGGUGCCACUUGUAAAGAUCACGGAGUAGCUUUUAACUCCUUAGUCUUUAUAUUAUUGUUCAUGAUGUUUUCUUUAUUCUAAGCAUUACAUAACUUAAACUAGGUAACGUGAUGCAGCAUAUAAUUCUACUCUCUUCUAAUGUGUGUAUGUUCUUAUGGAACUUGGAUUCUAUACAAAUCAAUAAUGGAAUUGACCAUUUUGAAGUGGUA